AUGGGUAACGUCAUGCGAGGUGUCAUUGCCUUCAUCCCAUCGGAACGCUGCCAACGCUUUCUAGUGGGGGACCUGAAGGAGAUGCCGCUUGAUCGGACUCUGGACCUGAGCAGCCGCCAGUUGCGACAGUUACCCGUCGCUGCAUGUGUCUUUGACGAGCUGGUCAAGCUCUACCUGAGUGACAACAACCUCAGCAGCUUGCCAGAGGAGCUGCAUCUUCUGAGGAAACUUCAGCUGCUGGCCCUUGACUUUAACUGUUUUGAGGAGCUACCUGCAGCUGUCUGCAGACUGCCUCAGCUUAGCAUCCUUUACUUGGGCAACAACAGACUUUAUCACCUUCCAAAGGAACUUCAAGAGCUCAAGGAACUUAACACAUUAUGGCUGGAAACUAAUUGCUUCAGCGUCUUCCCAAAUGUGGUUUGUGAGCUCCCCAAUCUCAAGACCCUGCACCUCGGUUACAACCAGAUUCGCAGUAUACCCAACGAACUUGGCAGGCUGGAGGAGCUUCGAAGUAUCUGGCUAGCUGGGAACGAGCUGACAGAGUUCCCGCCGGUGUUGCUGGAGAUGCACUUCCUUGCCAUAGUGGAUGUGGAUCGCAACAGAAUCCAACGUUUCCCCGCACUGUCUCACUUGCAGGGGCUAAAACUGGUCAUCUACGACCAUAACCCCUGUGUUAAUGCCCCAGUGGUGGCUGAGGGAGUCAGAAGGGUUGGUCGCUGGGCGGACUGCUCAGACGAUGAUCAAGACGACGAAGGGUCAAAGAUGGCCAGUGAUUCUCCUGCCAAGGUUGUGGAGGUUGAGCCGCAGGAGGAGCUCCACAUGUAA
Nerophis lumbriciformis (worm pipefish) is the source of this 825-nucleotide messenger RNA. It is a transcript of the gene lrrc10, whose product is annotated as leucine rich repeat containing 10. Gene Ontology annotation, cellular component: cytoplasm. Lineage: Eukaryota; Metazoa; Chordata; Actinopteri; Syngnathiformes; Syngnathidae. Gene Ontology annotation, molecular function: protein binding. The record is from RefSeq and is a predicted model, not a curated record.